GGUAACACGCGCAAGGGGAGGCGAAGAUAGACGAAGAGAUCGAAGAGUCGGACGAAGAAGACGACAGAGAGGGAGCGCUCCCGGACAGAACUCUUAAAAACAUCUCCAAAGGCCACUUCUUAGACGACGCUGAAACGGAAAUGUCAUAUCUGCAAAGUAAAAAUGACAGCGACUUUCUGCGUAUCUCGACGUCCACAUCAGUAAACUCCAACGAAUCCGUAACCAACUUGUGUGCUCAGUCAGAAUGUUGCUCUCCUCUUAUGAGCGUCAAAGUUACUGAACAAGAGCCUGCUACUCCUGUAGAAAAGCAAAGGGUCAAGCUCGAAGUAGAAGUUACAAAACCUCAAGAAGCUGCAACUAAAGACUGCACUACCUCAUCUAAAGUCGAUAACGAUAAAGCGCCUGCUUUAGAAUGUCGCCGCAGUCUGGAAAAGAUUUUCACAUUGAUGAAGAAACUGCAGCAGAUUGAAACCUCAGAAAAUACAAAGAAGAAGGCACUGGCCAACGAAUCAAGGAGAUUAGUAAGUGAAAGCGGUUCUAGUCUAAAACGACGAGUGUCUUUCAGCAGUCCAAAAUUAGAGAAACUCUCAGAUCGACCAGAAAAAGCUAAAGAAAGACGUGAUAACUCUCCUACAGCUGCCGUGCCUAAAGUCGUUAUCAGCAUGAAACCACAUACAAAAGCGGACGAUAAAAACCGCAACAAACCGAAACCCCGCGUAAAGCAUAUUCCCGAAAAUCCUUUAAAAGCGAUAUCGCAGUUGCUCCACGAUAUCGACAACGUGCAGAAGUCUAGACCGAAAAUAGCGGAUCCAAAAGCUGUCAACCGGUCGAUAGCGACGGAAAACGAGGAGGUAAAAUUACAGAAGAGGCGGUCGCGGGUCGGGUCGCCGGCAGUGGACGAGCCGAGGAUUCCGGCCAGAGUGAAGACGCGGUUUGUGCGAGAGGAGAGGCCUGAGGUCGUAAAGCCGCAGGCGCUGGAGAAGAAGAUCAACGACCUGAUCGACGAGGCCAAGGAGGCGCGCGGAGAGGCCGUGCGCGGCCCGCCGCGGUUCAGCUCGCGCCUCAACGCGCUGGCGCAGCCCAAGCGGACUUACGUGCAGGCGCUUGCUGAGGACCUCCCUAGGCGACAGCAGGCCCCUGAGCGCGCGCCGCGUCCGGGCUCGCACUACUCGCGCACGCGGCGCCGCGCGGACCGCCGCCUGUCGCCCGGCUCCGUCAGAGUGCCACACUCCUCCUUAGAGCGUACCAAGCCGCGCCGCUCCGCCGCCAGCAGCCCCGAGGUUCGCCGAGUGCCCCCGCAGUUCGGCACGCUCGCCGCCGCCGCCGCCGAUGCUUUAAACAUAAAAAAGAAGAGGCCAGUGGAGCCGGCCGUCGGUGGGCACAGCGUGGAGCACGUGGCGAUCACCCGCGCGCCGCUGCUGCCCUGCGACGUUGAACUAUCUUCGGGAACUUCAUGUGCCACGGAUGAUAAGUCCAGCUCCAUCGGCCUCAAACUGCACCGUAUGGUCGACGCCAUGCUCCACGCCUCGCGACCUUCCGACAUGGCAGUUGCCGGUAACGAUUCCAGUCCGUCGCUCGUCUGUAACGAGGAACUCAUAGAAACUCAAAUCUCGGACGAAAUUUUUGUAGAAAAUACCGCCCUUGAAGAAAUCUUUACAGCCAGCAGCGAGAGAAAUGAUAGGCUUGAAAAUGCGCAUCUGAUCACACCGGUGAACUCGGUCACUGAGCUGUUGGAGCUGGAGCACGCGCUGCACCGCAGCCUGUCGUCGGGCGCGUUCGGCCGCCCGCGCGUCAACAAGCUCACGCUGUCCCCGCGGCCCUCCCUGCAGCGCGUCGUCAUGCACCAGUCUGGAGACACCACUCUCGUCCUCAAAUCGCAUCUCACCCAAAAAAUACAAGUCACUUGCCAAUCGUCCGAUCAUAAGAAUGAUAUAAUGGGGUUACUAUCGAACACGCGGUUAGACUGUGAAUUUUCUGGAUUCCCGUUGCAAAUAUCUACCGUCGGCUAUGCUUUUCCUACUUUUCAAUGUCAAAUAAAGAAUAUAACGUCAAGAAUACUUACAGACGUGGUUGAUACGUCAGAACCGGGGACGUCUUGCACGGAUAGUGUAGAAACUGUGCUGGAGAUCAAAGCUGAAAGGGGUUCGGCGGACGAGGAACGUGUCACCGGACAAGGUAACGCUGCCGAUAAUACUGAGGGAACCGCAGUCAGUAUAGUUUCAGCGCAAACCGCAGGGAGUGGUAAUAAAGAAGUCACAGCAGCAGCAACCAUUAACAAAGCAGAUAGUGAACCUCCUGAUUAUACUUCUUCUUUUGACAUUUUGGUCGGGCUCCUAAACGAGAUUCAAAAAAUUACGACUUGCGGGGACGACGCUACAAACGCUCAAACGCUAGACAGUCUUUCGAGUGAGUCGAGUCCGGGAGACAAUACCGCCGAUCACCCUUCUAGCUCCGGAGACGCAGUGUCCAAUUCCUGUAUGAGCAGCGAUGACCCACUUGGGAGCUUUAUCCAGGAAAGGAAAUCGGUCAGCGCUGAAGCCGUGGAGUUGAAACCGGUGUGCGAAGACAAGGAAGUAUUGGCUAGAGUGGCGCCGGACCAGGUCGCCGCUAGCACAUCUCAGCAAGCUGACUUAACAGCCCGUAUCGAGACUUCCACUGGCACAGACGUACUAGCCUCGAGUUGCUCCGUGUCGGCUUUCACUCACUUUGAAUAUUCUGACGUAGGCUGUAACACAUUGAUACAAUCCGGCGAUCAAAUUACAGAGCAAAUGGGAAUAGAAACAAAUCGAACCUCCGUUAAAUCACUAGUGCCCUAUUAUAAUAAUAUAUUUAAGGUCGAAAGGAAAAAAGACGUAACAGCACUCACACAUUCAGUAGCUACUGGAACUAAAAGAAAUGUGGCUGCCGUCUGUAACAUUUUGGUAGACAUUGCUCCAGUCCAAAAAAACAAAAUAAUUCUGGAUAAAUGCGAGGAUGUAAAAAUUGUAAAUGUUAAUGACAAAAAAGAGGUGAACAAAUUUAGCCUGAAUGUUGGCGAAUUUGACUCUACGCUCAAAGUGAAAAGGGACAUUCUUGUGACGUUUUAUUCCAUAUUAGUUUUGACUGUAUUUGCUGCCCUGGCGUUUCCGGAAAUGCUGCAGUUCGCGUAACAUAGGUGUGUAUGUCUGAAGCUACAGCGUGUACGUAAAUUAUGGAAAUUUGUUGUUAUGAUUGAUUAGGUUUGUGUUGAAUUUAUUUAUUUAUUUAUUGAGCCGUGAAAGUAAAAGUUAUUAUAAUAACUUA
This is a messenger RNA of Leguminivora glycinivorella, 3282 nucleotides long. RefSeq lists its product as uncharacterized. The transcript is spliced from 6 exons. NCBI's taxonomy places the organism in Eukaryota, Metazoa, Arthropoda, Insecta, Lepidoptera, Tortricidae. The record is from RefSeq and is a predicted model, not a curated record. The coding region runs from base 141 to 3149 and encodes 1002 amino acids.